AGAAUAUCUUGAGCCAAGAGGAUAGGAGAAGAUUUAGGCGUAUAUAAUCUCAUCCAGCGAUGCAAUACUCAUACUUCCUCCAGUUUAAAAGCACCAUUUCAGAUCUCUCUUUUCCCAUCAUCAACCACAAACUUAUCUUCAUUCCAACCCUCCCUCUCUGAUCUCUCUCUCAUGGGUAGCACUUACUUUGGAGAACCAAUCUUUGGAAAUGAAAAAGCAACUUCUUCUUCGUCAAGAAAAGGGAAGAAGAACAACAACUCAGACAAGCCAAAGCAACCACAGAGAGGACUUGGAGUUGCUCAAUUGGAGAAAAUCAGAUUACAUGGUCAAAUGACCUACCACCCUUCUCUGCACCCAUCUAAUUUCAACAACGAAGAUCCAAGAGUGCAAAUAGCUUAUUCAUCAGUGCCAUCAUCUUCUUCUACAUCAUCAUAUGCAGCAGCUUCCUAUGGCUUCCAACCCAACAUCAUGAUGAGCCUAUCCGAAUAUCAAAAAACAAACAUCAAAUAUGGAGAUUCUCAGCAAACUAAUAUAGCAAGAUGGGAAACUGCCAAAGUCAUCUUGGAGAGCCAGUAUUCUUCUCCAUCCAACAUAACUCGACCUUUUCUAAACCUAAAUGACUCGCAAGACAUAGAUACCAAGAAGCAUAGGAAUGGUUCUGUGAGCUCAAGCAGUCAGAACUCCGAAUCAAGUGACACUCAAGAACUAGAUUUAGAGCUCAGAUUAUCUCUUUGAUCUGCCAUUAAUAAAUGCAAUCAUAUAUUCUCAUAUGAUUAAUUGUAACGCUUUUUGUUUACAAUUUAGAAUUGCAAUAGAACAAAAGAGUGAACGAGCCAAUAUAAUUGUUUGUUUUAAAGUUUCAACUGGAGAUUAUAACCUUGUGUAAUAGAAGAUAGAUCGACUCUUUGCAUAUAUGAAUCAAUGCAAAAACUUUGUCCCUUUACAUAAAUUUUCAGAAACGAGAAGUUAUUAUAUCUACA
Cajanus cajan (pigeon pea) is the source of this 980-nucleotide messenger RNA. RefSeq names its product protein SPEAR3. The record is from RefSeq and is a predicted model, not a curated record. Gene Ontology annotation, molecular function: DNA-binding transcription factor activity. Lineage: Eukaryota; Viridiplantae; Streptophyta; Magnoliopsida; Fabales; Fabaceae.